AUGUCUAACCGUUCGCCGUGUGCGUUCGUCAGGUCACCCGCUCCCGGGGCGGCGACAAGAAGCGGUUCAACUCUCGCGCUGAGCGGCGAACAUCGUACAAACGUGUAUUUCACGAAAGCCACAGAUGGAGAUAACGCACAUUGUCGUCUUAUCGUGGCGACGGGUCUUUAUGGCUGUCAGUCACGCGAACGUUAUUGCCGCGAUACAAAUUGUGAAAUGUCCCUCUUACUUCGUAACCGAGGAGAACCUACACCCAGAUCGCAAACCAACGCAUCAGAGGAGGCCGGGCGCGUGGCGCCCUCGAUGCAGCUGGCGUCGGCAGUUAUUCCGCAGAUUUGCAGCGAUAAGGUUUCGUCGAUCGAUUCCUUCUAUUCUCGUCCCACUCUGCCGCCUGAGCCUUCGAGCUAG
Molecule: messenger RNA, 408 nt
Organism: Leptosia nina
Lineage: Eukaryota; Metazoa; Arthropoda; Insecta; Lepidoptera; Pieridae
Source: the annotation of a GenBank genome assembly